Molecule: messenger RNA, 905 nt
Organism: Patiria miniata (bat star)
Lineage: Eukaryota; Metazoa; Echinodermata; Asteroidea; Valvatida; Asterinidae
Product: gastrula zinc finger protein XlCGF49.1-like
Exons: 5
Coding region: 1-822 (273 amino acids)
Biological process (GO): regulation of DNA-templated transcription
Molecular function (GO): DNA-binding transcription factor activity, RNA polymerase II-specific; RNA polymerase II cis-regulatory region sequence-specific DNA binding
Source: RefSeq, a predicted model, not a curated record
AUGCACACCGGUGAAAAACCAUUUGUUUACGAGACCUGUGUCAAAGAACCGUUUGUUUGCGAGACCUGUGGUUAUGCCCAUUCUGCCAAACGUAAUCUAAAAAGACACGAAAGAAUGCAUAUCGAUGAGAAAAACACACCUUUGUCUUCCACCUACAAAUAUGGUGACUUAGCUGAUGUAGCAGGUCUGCUGGAUAUAUCUAGAAUACACAGCGGUGAGAAACCAUUUGUUUGUGAGACCUGUGGUAAAGCCUUUUCUGACAAAGGUUAUCUACGUAGACAUACAAAAAUGCACACCGGUGUUAAACCAUAUGUUUGUGAGACCUGCGGUAAAGCCUUUUCUGCCAAAUGUCAUCUACAGGGACAUGAAAGGGUGCACACUGGAGAAAAACCAUUUGUUUGUGAGACCUGUGGUAAAGCCUUUUCUGUCAAAGGUAAUCUACAGAUACAUGAAAGGGUGCACACUGGAGAAAAACCAUUUGUUUGUGAGACCUGUGGUAAAGCCUUUCCUGUCAAAGGCAGUCUACAUGUACAUGAAAGGGUGCAUACUGGAGAAAAACCAUUUGUUUGUGAAAUCUGUGGUAAAGCCUUUUCUAACCGGAAUGAACUCACUAGACAUGAAAGAAUGCACACCGGUGAAAAACCAUUUAUUUGUGAGACCUGCGGUAAAGCCUUUUCGUUCAGUUGUAGUCUAAGUAGACAUGAACGAAUUCACACUAAUGAGAAACCAUUUGUUUGUGAGACUUGCGGUAAAGCCUUUUCUAACACAGGUAGUCGAAACAGGCAUGUAAAAAUGCACAUCUGUAAACCAUUGUUUGUGUGACCUGCAUGUGGUAAAGCCUUUCUUCAGAAAUGUACUCUAAAAAUACAUGAAAGAAGACACACCGGUGAAAAACCAUUUGUUUG